AUGAUGCUGGUGGGCCCGACCGGUGGUGGAAAGACAUGUUGCUACCGCUCGUUGCAGCGGGCUUGCACGUCCCUCAUGGAUCCCGCCAAGAAUUCGUCGGCUUACCAGAAGGUCCAUGUGCAUUGCUUGAACCCGAAGUCCAUUACUCAGAACCAGCUCUACGGCUCCUUUGAUGAGAUCACUCGCGAGUGGUCUGAUGGCGUCGCUGCCGAGGAGAUCCGCAAUGCCACUCGGGAUGCCGGACAGCCGGACCAUCACUGGGUGAUGUUUGAUGGACCUGUGGAUGCACUGUGGAUCGAGAGCAUGAACACCGUGUUGGACGACAACAAGAAGCUCUGUCUGGUGAGUGGAGAGAUUAUUGCCCUCACGCCACAGAUGCGCAUGAUGUUCGAAGUCGAGGACUUGGAAGUGGCUUCUCCUGCUACAGUCUCUCGCUGCGGCAUGAUCUACAUGGAACCGGAGAGCUUAGGCUUCCAGCCUCUCUUUGACUCCUGGCUCGCCGCUCUGCCGGAGACUUUCAACUUUCAGCCAGAUAUCGAGCGACGAUUGCGGAAGUACUCCGAGGCGCUUCUCCCGGCCAGCGUGGCCUAUGUCCGCAAGUGCUGCAAGGAGGUGGUGCAGACGCAAGACACGAAUCUGGUGCAGUCCUUGUUCCGGAUGCUUGACUGCUACUUUGCGCCCUUCCAGCCUACGGAGCUGCGGCCGGCUGCUGCCUUCAAGGAGGAGGUCGCCGAGUUCGUGUCCCACAUCACUCCUUUGUUCUUCUUCGCGAUGGUCUGGUCCGUGGGGGCCACAUGCGAAGGUUCCACACGGCCGGCUUUCUCCAAGCUGAUCUGGGCCAUUUUGAAUGAGGAGAAGCACGAGCGGCUCCAACUCGAGGUCCAGGGCAUGAACGUGGAACUGCCGCCCGUCCAGGAUGGUAUCAAGCUGGCCGGCCUGGAUUUCGGCGCAUUCAUCUACGAUUACUUCUACGACAUUCAGAAGAGCCAGUGGGUUCCCUGGAUGGAGACUAUCCCUGCCUUCGAGAUUCCCCGCGCUGCACAGUACGACGAGAUCGUGGUUCCGUCUGUGGACUCUGUCCGCUUAGUCUACGCCUUCCAGAUUCUGAUCACCCACGACAAGCACGUCCUGUGCCCCGGCCCCACGGGAACUGGCAAGAGUGUGAACAUCUCCAUGUGGUUGCAGAAGCAGGCGCCAGAGCACUUUCAAGGCGUCUUCGUGAACUUCUCGGCCCAGACGCAUGUCAACCAGUUCCAAGACCUGAUCGACAGCAAGCUGGAGAAGAGGCGCCGUGGAGUCUACGGCCCACCGGCCGGCAAAAAGAUGGUCCUCUUCGUGGAUGAUCUGAACAUGCCUCAGAAAGAGUACUACGGUGCACAGCCGCCCAUCGAACUGCUUCGGCAGUGGCAUGACCACGGCGGGUGGUACAACAGGAAAGAGCUCAAGAAGUUCGACAUUACCGAUAUGAUCAUGGCAUCUGCUAUGGGGCCUCCCGGCGGUGGUCGCACAUUCAUCACCGAGCGUCUGAAACGCCAUUACAAUGUACUGGCUUACUCGGACCUCCAGGACGAAUCCAUCUCCCAGAUCUUUCGGACAAUUGCCAGCUACUUCUUCGCGGCGUUCGAUGAGUCAAUCCAAGCAACUAUCCCGUGCAUGAUCAUGAGCACGGUGAAGAUCUUCAAGCAAGCGCUGCAGGAUUUGCUGCCGACCCCGGCCAAGUCGCACUACCUCUUCAACCUGCGCGACAUCUGGCGCGUCUUCCUCGGGCUGUGCACCCUGAGCUCCAAGAAGGCGAACCAUCGGGACAUCGUGAUCCGUUGCUGGUGCCACGAGAUUCAGCGGGUCUUCGGGGACCGCCUGACAGAUGAACAAGAUGCGGGUUGGAUGCAGAAGCAGAUCACAAGCUGUCUCGAAGAGGACUUUCAGGUCGAGGUUGAGAACGUCUUCGUGCGUGAGAGGCUGCUGUUCGCCUCCUUCCUGAAUCAGGAUGCUGACCAGCGGUACUAUGAGGAAGUCACCAACAUUCAGGCAAUGAAAGAGUGCAUUGAAGAGUACCUGGAGGAAUACAACAGCGUCAGCAGCUUGCAGAUGCCAUUGGUGAUGUUCUUGGACGCUUGCGAGCACUGCGCUCGCAUAUGUCGUGUGCUGAGUCAGCCGAGUGGCAACGUCCUCCUCCUUGGGGUUGGUGGAAGUGGGCGCCAAAGCUUGACUCGGCUGUCCACCUACAUGAACGAGUGUGAGUGCUUCCAGAUCGAGGUGGCCAAAGGCUAUGGCAUGUCUGAGUUCAGGGAUGACAUCAAGAAGUGCCUCAUGAAGUGUGGGGUGGAGGACAAAGUGCAGGUCUUCCUGUUUUGCGACACACAGAUCGUAAAGGAAGAUUUCGUCGAGGCCAUCAACAACGUGCUGAACAGUGGCGAUGUGCCGAACCUCUAUGCCAAUGAGGACAUGGAGUCCAUCUCCGGUGCGUGUCGCCAACUAUGUCAGAAUAUGGGAAUGCAGCCGAACAAAGCCAACCUCUUCAGUGCCUACCUCUCGAGGGUCAAGAAGAACGUUCAUGUCGUCUUGGCGUUCUCACCUGUGGGUGACGGCUUCCGCAGCCGUUUGCGGAUGUUCCCCUCGCUGGUCAAUUGCUGCACGAUAAACUGGUUCAGAGAAUGGCCGGCAGAGGCACUGUCCUCUGUCGCACAGCAGCAACUGACGGUGAACCAGGUGCAGCUUCCUAACUUCGAGGGCUCUGUGAAGCUUUUUCAGGUGAUGCAUAUGAGCGUGGAGCAAGCCUCCAAGAAGUUCUUGGAGCAGAACAAGCGCCAUGUCUACAACACGCCGACCAGCUACCUCGAGCUCCUCUCCAGCUUCAUAUCAGUACUGGCCAUGAAGCGGAAGCAGGUGGGCACGCAGCAGAAGAGAUACAAGGUUGGCCUGGAGAAGAUAGGUGAUGCCGAGGAGCAGGUGUCUGGCUUGCAGCAGAUGCUGGUGGAGAAGAAGCCGAAGCUCGAGCAGACGCAGAAGAUGGUCGAGGAGAUGAUGAAGGUCAUCGAAGUGGACAAGGCCGCCGCUCAAGAGGUGUCCACGAAGGUGGCAAAGGAGGAGGCAGAGGCCAAGAACAAGGCUCAAGCGACCCAGAACAUCAAGGACGAUGCCCAAAAGGACUUGGACGAAGCUCUGCCAGCUCUGGAUACUGCCGUGGCAUGCUUGAAGAAGCUCAAGGCCGACCACAUUCGCGAGGUCAAGGUGUUGCCGAAUCCACCAGCGGGUGUACGCCUGGCCACGGAGGCGGUUUGUGUCAUGUUUCAGCUCAAGCCUGUGAAGAAGAACGAUCCAAACACACCCGGCAAAAAGAUCGACGACUACUGGGAGACCAGCCAGAAGGAGGUCUUGAAUGAUCCGAAGGCAUUGCUGGAUCGCCUUUUCAACUUCGACAAGGACAACAUUCCCGAUCGCGUGAUCCAGGCAAUUACUCCUUAUAUGGAAAGAGAGGACUUCGACCCUGUGGCAAUCAAGAAGGCCUCCAUCGCCUGCGAAGCAAUCUGCCUCUGGGUUGGUGCCAUGUACAAGUACCACUUUGUGGCCAAGGUUGGGGUCCAGGAACUGGGCUGUCGAUAG
Symbiodinium sp. CCMP2456 is the source of this 3603-nucleotide messenger RNA. Lineage: Eukaryota; Dinophyceae; Suessiales; Symbiodiniaceae. The record is from the annotation of a GenBank genome assembly.